AUGACUCUACCUUGUUGUCAACUGUCUGAUUGGUAUCUUCAACGAAGCACGCAGGGAAGUCGUAAUGAAAAUGUGAAUGAAUUUAAAAUGGUUAAUACCUGGGAGUAUAUUUUAUACUCGAGACAAGUUAAAUUAAGAUGGCUGGAGCCUUGCAACGAUCAUGAUUCACGAGUUUGUCAAACAAAUCAAUAA
This is a messenger RNA of Clunio marinus, 192 nucleotides long. The record is from the annotation of a GenBank genome assembly. NCBI's taxonomy places the organism in Eukaryota, Metazoa, Arthropoda, Insecta, Diptera, Chironomidae.